This is a messenger RNA of Amphibalanus amphitrite, 684 nucleotides long. Its product is annotated as altered inheritance of mitochondria protein 3-like. The record is from RefSeq and is a predicted model, not a curated record. The transcript is spliced from 2 exons. Bases 1 to 684 code for a protein of 227 amino acids. Lineage: Eukaryota; Metazoa; Arthropoda; Thecostraca; Balanomorpha; Balanidae.
AUGACAUUCGACCGAGCCCGAGGUCGUGUCACGCUGGCGGCGCCAUCCUACUCGUACUACUACCCGGUGCAGGCGGCGCCCGUCUCGUACGCUGCGGCGGCUCCCCUCCAGUACGCGGCGCCGGCGCCCGUGACCUACGCUGCACCGUCCUAUGCCCCGGCCGUGACGUACGCAGCGGCGGCGCCGGCGGUGGUCCAGGCUGCCCAGCCCGCCGUCAUUCAGUCGAGUCCACAGGUGGUGUACCAGCAGGCCCCACCUCAGCAGCAGGUGGUGUACCAGCAGGCCCAGCCGCAGGUGGUGGUCCAGCAGGCCCCGGCGCAGACAGUGUACCAGCAGGCCCCGGCGCAGACAGUGUACCAGCAGGCCCCACCUCAGCAGCAGGUGGUGUACCAACAGGCCCCGGCGCAGCAGACAGUCACGGUGGUCCAGCAGUCGCCGCCGCAGACAGUCACGGUCCAGCAGGUGGCCCAGUCGCCGCCGCAGACGGUGACUCUGAACCAGCCGCCGGUGACGGUCACCUCGCUACCCCAGACGGUCACGGUGCAGCCGCUGGCCAGCACGGUCACCGUGCGAGAGCCGGCCGUCACGGUGACGGUGGUGGAGCCGCCGCCGCGCGAGCCCGCCGCCGGGUACGGGGCGCCCGCGCGGGACCCCGCGCCGGCCGCACACUCGUACGGCAAGUGA